Molecule: messenger RNA, 1990 nt
Organism: Drosophila suzukii
Lineage: Eukaryota; Metazoa; Arthropoda; Insecta; Diptera; Drosophilidae
Product: ubiquitin-conjugating enzyme E2Q-like protein CG4502
Source: RefSeq, a predicted model, not a curated record
AUCUCUAUCACAUUCCGCUCUCGCGGGCGAAAAAAAGUGCAGCGAAAAGUUGGUGCUCCAGUGUCUAGGAAAUAAUCUAAAGUAUUGCUUUUCGCUUAGCGCGCAAUAAAAAAUAUAAUCCGUGGGAACAAUUAUAUUUCGUUUUGAUUGAUUAUCCCGUCGUGGUUAUUUGUUUGUCUGUGCGAGCUGCAAGAGGGAAGAAAUUCGAGGAUAAAACGAAACACUGAUAAGCACGAAUCGUGGGAAGAAAACAAGAAAAACAGCGAAUUGCAUUUUGCGCCUGCACCAAUCUCACACACUCAUUGCACCAGGAACAAUUUUAAGAAGAAGACUGAACCCACACAAUACUUGUAAACUAGUGAAUCAAAAGCCACCGCUCAAAUAACUCAGAAAUACCAAAUCAAGAACCCAGAGUAAUCCACUUGUCGGAGACCGAGAGACCAAGCCAAUCCAAGCCAGGAAGAUGUCGUCGCGUUCCAAGGAGAGAGUUGUCACUGCAUUCCGCAAAAUCUUCCACAAGUCCAGCAAUAACAAUAACAACAACAAUAACAACCAUAAUAAUAAUAUAAAUAAUAACAACAAUGACAAGGUUGAUGGCGCCACUGGCAGCAGUCCGAACAUAAACAACAAUAACAAUCACGAGGGGGCAGCUCCCUCCUCGGCGGGAUGCGGCGGUGCAAUGGGCGGUGGAGCCGUGGGCGGCGGAUCAUCCGGAUCAUCUGGUGCCUCCAAGAAUGCAGUUGUGCGAAUGGCAGCCGAGCAGGCUGUUUGGGACUCCCCAGGCAAGCGGCGACGACAAGAUCACAAGGUGGCGCCGACGACGGGACGUCAACUGGUGGCGGCGCCGGAUCAAACCAUUCGAUCCCGCCGCCUCAUGAAGGAGUACCGCGAAAUGGAGCGACUGCAGUGCAAGAACGAUGCCGUCUUCACGGUGGAACUCGUCAACGACAGUCUGUUCGAGUGGCACGUACGCCUCCACGUGAUUGAUCCCGACUCGCCUUUGGCCAAAGACAUGGUCGAGAUGGGUGUGCCGGCCAUCCUCUUGCACCUGAGUUUCCCCGACAACUUCCCCUUCGCCCCGCCGUUCAUGCGCGUGGUGGAGCCGCGCAUCGAGAAGGGUUACGUGAUGGAGGGCGGCGCCAUCUGCAUGGAACUCCUAACGCCCCGCGGAUGGGCCAGUGCCUAUACGGUGGAGGCGGUCAUCAUGCAGUUCGCAGCCAGCGUGGUCAAGGGUCAGGGCAGGAUCACGCGCAAACCAAAGAGUACAAAGGAGUUCACUCGUCGGCAAGCCGAGGAGUCGUUCCGUUCGCUGGUGAAGACGCACGAGAAGUAUGGAUGGGUGACGCCCGCCCUGUCCGAUGGUUAAGUGCCGACUCCGGACCGCAAGGGAACUCAGCUCAGAUGCUCUGCGUUUGCCAACCACCCAACCAACAAUGCAAUUUAAUAUUCAGCCACCCAGCAAAAAAAAACUUGCUCAUAGUUAUCCAUCAAGCCAUCAUCUAUCCUAUCUACUUAGCCAAGUAACGAACGAUUUCAAUUGCAAACCAUCCAAAACGCAACAGGAGGAACUCUUGGAAACAAAAAGAAAUACACAAAGAACGAAGGAAAAUGCGCGCAUCAAGCAACAAAUUAGCUUAAAGUGUAACUCUAGCUCGUAGUCGUCAGUAAAACGGAAAUUUCGUCGAAUACAAAAUGGAUAAUUAAGUAUUAUUAGUUGAACAGAAACGAAAAGCCAAGAACGAUGAACAGCCACUUUCCAAAACAUUUUCAAUCGCCUAGCGCUUAUUAUUAAGUUACGAAAGGAUUACAGAAUCAAUUAGUCUGAUAUCUUGGUUCGUCUGUGUUAUUAUUAUUUCUUGUGAUUUUUGUUAAAGUUAAACAAUAUUGAAGAAACCAAAUUACAACAGCAGCUUGUAAACAUGAGUGUGUUCCUCAUAAUUCGCUCUUUUUCUUUAAGUUAAUCAUAAUGAAUAAAUAUAACAUGUGUCCA